AUGAAAAUUCUUCGCCCACUUGAUGCACUCGAAAAGAAUUUAUUAAAACUUCAAUUAUCAAAUCUUUAUGGAUGCAAUGUUCAUUUUACAGUAAGAUAUUAUUGGGAUGAAUUAGUUAACUUGCAGAAUUCAUUUUUAGAAAUUAAUAUCUCACAGAUUCUUUUCCCAGCUCUUGAAAGAGUUAUUUCUAAAACCCCUCAUUUGUGUAUUUCAAUUAAAGAUGCAAAGACAUCAAGCCCACAAUUUGUAGUUUUGUCUGAAAUUGAUUUUUCAAGAGUUAUCAAAUUUGUUUCUAUCUCAUCAAAUGAAGAAUUUGUCAAUAUUUCGGAAAAAGAACUUGUCAAAGAAUUCGAUUUAGAUGAUAUAACGAAACCUUACUGGCGUAUUACUGUUGGAACAAAUAAUUCAACAUCAUGUGAAGAUUCAAAAAAGCAACUAGAUUUCAAUUUUUGUAUAAUGUUCACAUGCAAUCAUAUAAUCGGUGAUGCGUUAAGUUCAAUGGCAUUUCAAGCAACUCUUAUGGAGGCAAUGGAUAAAGUUUUUUCGCAGAGAGAGACACAUAGUUUUAAAUUAAAGUUUACUAUUGAUCAAUCUAUGGUUAUUGAAAAUCCAUUAAGAUUUUAUGGAAGCAUUCAUCAACCUGAAAAUAAUUAUGUAAAAAAUAAUAAGCAUGUCAUAAGCCCUGUAUCAAUUAGUUGGCUUAAUGAAAUACGACAAUGUAAUGCCCUUAAUGGUAUUACUAAAAUUCGCUACUUUUCUUUAUUUGAAAAAGAAUUCGAACCUAUACUUUUAUUAGCCAAAACUUACGGGACUACUAUUUUAGCCGUCUUAAAUAUGUUGAUAUUUUUCUCAAUUAGAGAAACUAUUGGACAUAAACUUGACUCUCAAAUUUUAAAUGUUCGAGUGCCAUGCUCGUUAAGAGAAAGGAUAACUCCAAAGGUUUCUUGGAGAGAAUUUGGAAAUUUUAUUAGCUCGAUUCCAUAUGAAUUUAAUAUGAAUAAAAUUUCUUCUAUUAAAUUAUCUGAUAUUGAUUUUAAAGAACAAUUUUGGAAUUUAUGUCAAGAUUAUACAUUAGUUAUUCGUUCCGAUCUUUCAAUUUUAUCCGAACGCCUAAGUGAACAAACUAACUUUAUGGAAAAUAAAAAUAAUACGGGGGAAAAUAAUGCUAAAAACUUCAACACUAUAGAUAAAAAUGUAGAGGAUAUGAAUGGUGAGGAGAAUGUGGAAAAUCGAGACAAAACAAAUGAAAAACAAAGAUCAAUCAGCUUAAUUGUGUCCAAUUUAGGAAAGUUCCCUAUAAACUCAUCUAAUAGAAAACGAUCGAAUUUAAAAGUUGUCGGUUUAAAUUAUUCCAGUGGAUUAUUUAGGUCUCAACCUCCUGCUAUAAUCAGGAUAAAUUCAAUUUCUUAUUAUAACAUAUUGUAUAUGUGCGUUUUAUAUCAGGAUGGUUCUAUUUUUAUUAAUUGUGAACAAAUAGAUAAGUUUAUUGACAAGUUCUUGGAAAUAUCAAAGAUAAUAAUUAAAGACAAUUUGUUUUAG
This is a messenger RNA of Scutellospora calospora, 1539 nucleotides long. NCBI's taxonomy places the organism in Eukaryota, Fungi, Glomeromycota, Glomeromycetes, Diversisporales, Gigasporaceae. The record is from the annotation of a GenBank genome assembly.